UUCAGCUGUUUAACUUUCUGCAUGAACUUAAAAUUUUCAAUCUCAAACUCAUCUUCAAAUCUUGACACAAUUACAAGGGAAGACAAAACAAAACAUUUUCUGAAUCUCAUCUCGAGAUCGAGUAUAUUCCAUAUAUUACAACAAAUGGAAGGAGGCUUGGGAACGAUGUUGAUAAAGUUAGUCUUAUUUGCUCUGAUUCAAGGUUUGGUGUAUCUCAUCCUCUCUAAAUCGUCCAAGGUUUUCUCUAAAUCGAAUUCUUUGAAGAGGGCUUAUAGUUUUCGACCGGCGAGGUCCCUCAGUAUCCGCCGGUUUCUGGCGGCGCUUCAGGAUAUGCCUGCCGGCGGCGAGAUGUCUCCUUCCUCUAAUUACUCUUCUUCUCCUUCUUCUCUUCCUUCGCCUUCUUCACAAGAUGAGGCAGCAACAACAACAGCUACAUCAUCAUCACCAUCUUAGAGACAUAUAUUUAUGGUUCUUUGCUUUAUCUUAGAGACAUACUAUAUCUUCUGUUUUCUGAUUAUUUGAUUUAUUAAAAUGUUUUUAUGUUUUUACUACGGCUAAAUAAUUAAUGUUUCAUUGUUUAUGUAUAUAAAAAAAAAUGUUCCA
Eutrema salsugineum is the source of this 603-nucleotide messenger RNA. RefSeq lists its product as uncharacterized. The transcript has a single exon. NCBI's taxonomy places the organism in Eukaryota, Viridiplantae, Streptophyta, Magnoliopsida, Brassicales, Brassicaceae. The coding region runs from base 22 to 453 and encodes 143 amino acids. The record is from RefSeq and is a predicted model, not a curated record.